GGAGGGGACGGGGCUAUGGCGGAGGUCGCGGCAGCCCCGGGCGAGCCCGCGGCGGCGGCGGCGGCCGAGGGCCCCGAGGCCAAGGCGCUGAGCGCGGGGGAGUACGCGCGGCGCGUGCACCAGUGGCUCUGGGACUCGUACUGCGGCUACUGGAGCUGGCAGAGCGGCCUCCCCGCGCUCCUGGCCGCCGCCGCCGCCGCCGCCCCCUACGGCAGCCCGGGCCCGCCCGCCGCCGCCGCCGCCGCCGGCUGCCCGCCGCCGCCGCCGCCCGCCUACUACGCCCCCUGCUACCUCCUGGCCGCCCCCGCCGCGCCGCCGCCGCCCCCGCCCCGCGCGCCGCCCGCCUGGCCGGGAGCCGCCCGCCUGGCCGCGGUGCCCCGGCCCGGCCCCGCCGCCAGCAGCGCCCCGAGGGAGAGCGGCCGGCCGGCAGGUCGGGAAUACAUUAUCCCAUCCUUGGCACACAGGUUUAUAGCAGAGAUGGUGGAUUUCUUUAUUCUUUUCUUUAUAAAGGCAACCAUUGUCUUAAGUAUUAUGCAUCUCAGUGGAAUAAAGGACAUUUCCAAGUUUGCUAUGCAUUAUAUAAUAGAAGAAAUAGAUGAAGACACAUCCAUGGAAGACUUGCAGAAAAUGAUGAUAGUGGCCCUUAUCUACAGGUUGUUAGUCUGCUUCUAUGAGAUUAUCUGUAUUUGGGGAGCUGGUGGGGCAACCCCAGGGAAGUUUCUGCUUGGACUUCGAGUUGUGACGUGUGAUACAUCUGUACUUAUUGCACCAAAUCGUGUGUUAGUGAUUCCAUCCUCUAAUGUUAGCAUAACAACGUCUACAAUACGAGCCUUGAUCAAGAAUUUUUCUAUUGCUUCCUUUUUUCCUGCAUUCAUUACGCUGCUAUUUUUUCAGCAUAACAGAACAGCCUAUGACAUUGUAGCAGGAACUAUUGUGGUAAGAAGAAAUGGAGUCAGAUGAUACCAAAAGAAGCCCAGAUUACCAAACUUUUUUUGAACUCCUAAAAAACAAAGUAAAGAAGACCAUCAGUAUUGGUUGCCCAAAUUAACUGGAGACAGAUUCAGAUGUUAAACAAUGAGUCAUUCCAGUAUGGUGCCAGUGAUUAUCUUGAAAGUAUUGAUUUUUCUUAAAUGCCAAAGACAUUUCAGAGAAAUAGUACCUAUUCAAUUUGGAAGUAUUAACAUUAGAUUGACAGGAAGAAAACUGGUUAUAUUUCUCCAUAACGGACAGUUUCCCUCCAUCUCCAGAAAGGAGAUACCUGGAAAUAUUGCCAUCCUAAGAAGUACUAGUUCUACAACUUGAUUAUUUUAUGGGAAAAAUAAGUUGGAGAAUGUAGUUGUGGUCUACAUUGGUGUUUACAAAACACAUUACAGAGACUAUCCCUUAGAAGGGAUUGCAGUGUUUCUUGGGGGGAUGGAGGCAAAAAUAUAGCUAAUGUGUUUCCAUUAAACCGAUGCAUUGUGCGCUGGUUGGGUAUUAUCAACCCCUUAGAGGCUUAGUGAACUCCUUCACUUCAAGAAUUGUAUUCCUUCACCACUUUUUAAAUGUGUUAUCUAAACAUGUAUUGUGGCAGGUUUUUUGCAUGAUUGUGUUAAGCAUUAAGUCACUUACUAUUUAUGUCUAUCCUAAUGAAGAACUAAAUUAGUUUACUACUUCUUUGUGGGAAGAAUAAAUUACUGUGGUAUUUGUGAAA
Messenger RNA from Mauremys mutica (yellowpond turtle), 1693 nucleotides. It is a transcript of the gene FAM8A1, whose product is annotated as family with sequence similarity 8 member A1. Bases 16 to 960 code for a protein of 314 amino acids. The record is from RefSeq and is a predicted model, not a curated record. NCBI's taxonomy places the organism in Eukaryota, Metazoa, Chordata, Testudines, Geoemydidae. The transcript is spliced from 5 exons.